Messenger RNA from Phyllostomus hastatus (greater spear-nosed bat), 2532 nucleotides. It is a transcript of the gene NUDT17, whose product is annotated as nudix hydrolase 17. Gene Ontology annotation, molecular function: NADH pyrophosphatase activity. The transcript has 7 exons. Gene Ontology annotation, cellular component: cytosol. Gene Ontology annotation, biological process: NADP+ catabolic process; NAD+ catabolic process. The record is from RefSeq and is a predicted model, not a curated record. Lineage: Eukaryota; Metazoa; Chordata; Mammalia; Chiroptera; Phyllostomidae. Bases 1240 to 2442 code for a protein of 400 amino acids.
CUUGGAAGUGGAAGAAAUUUCUUCGCAAUUCCAUUUUCCAAAAGCUAUACCUGUUCUCUAUUUUGUUAGAAAUGUAAUCUUUUUUAAAAGAUUUUAUUUAUUUUUAGAGAGAUGGGAAGAGGGGGAAGAGAGGGAAAGAAACAUCAAUGCGUGGUUGCCUCUCGGUGCCCCACACUGGGGACCUGGCCUGCACCCCAGGCAUGUGCCCUAGACCGGGAAUAGAACUGGCAACCCUUUGGUUCACAGGCCCGCAUUCAGUUCUCUGAGCCAUGCUAGCUAGGGCUAUUUUGUUACAGUGUAAUCUUAAACACAUGCAUGCAUAUACAUACAAUGUAGAGAAUAUGAAAGACUACCACCAAGUAGGGGAAAAAGCUAUUUUCAGCACUAGUAAGUGCAUCGGCCCAAGCAAUCACUCUAGAAUCUAUGGGUAGAAGCCACGUUUGCCAGCUCCAGGCUGAAAUUGUGUAUGUAAAACAUUUCAUAAAGCCUAGCAUAUGGUAAGUACUCAAUAAAUUGUUGCCUUCCUCUUCUCCAUAGUUCCUUAAGAGUGACAAUUCUAAGCUUGCUUUCUCAGUACCAUGAUUAAUAUAGUCUAUGUAACUUGUCAUAGCAGCCUCAGUUCACCUGAAGCAGUUAAGUGUUUUAUCUCUAGUUUCCUCUUACCAAUGUUGGUUCUAGUUAAUUAAACAUCUGAGUGCCAAUUAAUUGCUAGUCAUUAUCCUAGGUAUAACAUACAAAGAUAAAUGAGAUGGCUGCUCAUCAUUUACUGAGCACAUAUUAUACACCCAGUACUAGGCCAUACCUUAGGGAUACAAAGAUGACUACACAUUGUGCAUACAGACUAGUGGGAGGAGACAAGUACAAAGAAGUAUGGGGGGGGGGCAUAUAAUGGAAAGUAUCAUGUACAGAGAGACCAUUUAGAAAGUGUCACUUGAUCUGUAGUUUGAAAAAUGAGGAUUUGCCAGAUGGAAGGGGACAGGGAUCCCAGAGAGAAGCAGAGUGGUUUUAGGGGGAAUUGCAAAUAGGAUAUAACUAGAAAAAAAGGCAUAUGAAUCCUGUUAGAUUUGAGGCGAAGUAAAGGGUAGGUGUCAAAAAUGUUCCCUGCGUAUCUAAUUAGGAGACAGGUGUAAUUAAUUUGACGCGAUCCCUGCUGUAACAAGUGCACAGAGCAUUGUGGAAGGGUGCUUAUAGUUCAGCCCGAGGCCGUUGGGGGGCAGGGAACAUGAGAAUCCAGAAAUCAUGUGGUCUGGGGAUCAUUGUCCUAAAGAUGGGAAGAAAAGAGGAGCUGACGGUUUAGAGGUGGUCUUUUUUUUGUCAUUUAUUAAUAUUACACUGAUGAUUCAUCCCCAAAUGUUAUGCCUAAAUUUCCCGGGGACGUUGGGGAAGUCUGCCUUCCUUUCAACCCCGCGGACCCAGGGGAGGCGCCGUGGGCCACCAGAGGGCGCCAACCAAGACGCAACGAAUUACAGCCACAUCAUGGCCGCGGCGCGAGUGCGGCUGCUUCUUUCCGGGCGCCGGGAGUCGGUGAGCUUCGCGCAGAGUGUGUGUGGCCUGUUAGGCGCCGGGGCAGGGCUUGGGCCAUGGCUCACAUACUGUAACUUGCAGCGAGGACAGCUCCUCCUUUCAGACAGGCCAUUCCUGGGCGCCUCGGCCAGGCUUCCGCUCCAGCGACCCCCUUUCUGCCCUUUUGCGGCCCUGAACCAGCAACCCAUGCCUCCGGAAACCAAGCUGCCCAAGAAUCGAGGUGUGGAUCUGGGUGUGGCAAUCAUCCUGCAGUCCAGCGACAAGACUGUCUUGUUGACCCGAAGGACACGCACCCUCAGAGUAUCCCCCAACCUCUGGGUACCCCCAGGUGGGCACGUGGAACUUGAUGAAGAGCUGCUGGACGGAGGGCUUCGAGAGCUUUGUGAGGAGACCAGACUACAGCUGCCCCAGGGCCAGUUCUCUUGGGUCCCUCUGGGGUUAUGGGAGUCUGCCUACCCUCCUAGGCUGAGCUGGGGUCUCCCCAAAUACCAUCACAUCAUUGUCUAUAUACUCGUGGUCUCCCAGGAGUCACAGCAGCAGCUGCAGGCACGGAUCCAACCAAAUCCAAGUGAGGUGAGCGCCUAUAUAUGGCUGGACACAGAUGUAGCAGCUGCAGUGGCUGCCACAGAGGAUGGGACAGAGACACCCAGACAUCUCUCCCAGGACCUACCACCCUCUGUCCUUUGGAAGGAUUAUGACAAUGGAUAUGAAAGUGGGCUAAGCCACAAGGCACAGCCUAGACAGGAGCUAUCAUUAUGUAGUGCGGUGGAACUAGAGGAGGAUGGAAGAGCUCGACCUCUGGCCUUGCCCAUGUCCACACUGCUGCAGACAACCCCAACCACCGCAGAAGUCAAAGAAAGGGUCAGCACUGGGACGAAGUUUGCCCUCAGGCUCUGGCUGCAACAUUUGUGCAGAUAAGGGUGAAGAAGGGCAGGAGGGCUCCACACGGUUGGGCUAAAUGUAUUAGUGCUUUUGUGGGCACUUGGGGAGGGGGUAAGAAGAAACUAA